Molecule: messenger RNA, 697 nt
Organism: Ilex paraguariensis (yerba mate)
Lineage: Eukaryota; Viridiplantae; Streptophyta; Magnoliopsida; Aquifoliales; Aquifoliaceae
Source: the annotation of a GenBank genome assembly
AUGGUGAAACAGGCUCUAAUCCUUUCCCUCGAUUUAUCUCCAGAAAUAGAUAUAAAUGCAAAAAGAUUCAGAUGCUCGCCUUCGUCAGACACUGCAUAUGCCCAUCUUCGUGAUCCUUUUCCUUCUACCACUUCUCCAUCUGAAGGUGAGCUGUCUUCACCUUCUCCCGUGGAGCACUCAACUAGUUCAGUUGUGGAGUUGGAUACUGAUACAGCAGCUGAAGCUGGUACCUUAACUCGCAGCAAGGUCAUCGUUUGUCCACGUAAGUCAAGCAUGGCAUUUACUGAUGGUGCUACUGAAUUGCCUUUUAGCGAUGACAAAUGGGUGGCGUUGAGGGUGGACAUAAAUCAGAGUAGUUGACUAUCUACAUAUUCCUGUCCUGUUUCUUUUGUUAUGGCUGUUACCUUUGGGUAGUUUGUUUUAACCUUGAAUAACUAAUACGUUUUAACGAAAUUUCCUGGUGAGGAAUGAUCUAGUCUUUUUCCAGUGUAGAUAUCAAAACGUAUGGUUCACCCUAAGCUAGAGAGUAGUUUUGCUCAGUUGAUUCAGUUGUCUUGUGGGGGUUUACAUUUCUCAUGAAAUUGUUGGGCAACUCGGAUUAGGUCUCGGGUCCCACAAUGCAUGUGUUUUUGGAUAAAUUUACACGUUAAAUUUACGUUGUAGGUACGAGUUUAAAGGGGUUACAGUUGGAAUGAUU